UGUCAGUCUCGAUUUCCAAGCAUGAUUGCAGUGUCAGAGCGCCGGACGUUGGUGGCGGCGGUUCCUUGUGAAAUUUCAAAGUGGAAAACCUUGGACGCGCACUUUCUUCCUGAAAUUCUUCCCUAUUUCUUUCUGUGGUAAAAUAAAUAGACUGCCAGGUCACUUGUCUCCCUCCUCCAUUACUGCUCCCAAUUUUGGAAAAACAGAACUUGAAUGGUAUGAAAUGGACGGGAAUAAAAUCAUAAACUAUCUGGAUUUUAUAAUAUUGAUGGUUCAUAAUUGAUGAUGGGUUUUCUUCACUCAACGGCCUCUAAUUCUUUGAUUUCGUUACGUGCAUUCAUUUUCCCUUUGCCUCAUUGUAACAAAACACCUUCUUAUCCUCUUCCUUACGCUGUAAUGCCCCUCUUAUCUAUCACCCCAUCUCCUCGGUUCCUCGCAUUCUCCGCCGGGCGCCGCCGGGAAUCUACUCCUACCCCCCGCCUUCUUCCUCCAUUCCGAUGGAAGCGUUCCCUCAGUCCGGCACGGUCAGUACGUGUCGGGUUUCUGGGUUCUGCUACGGAACCAGCUGUGGUUAGGUUUAUUGCGCAUGGUCUCAGCGCCGGUGCGGUGGAUCUGCUUCAUGAUGCCGGAGCUACGGCGGCGAUUCUCGUCGGCGGAUACGCUUGUGUGUUCGCUUUUAAUGAUUUGACCCGGCGGGAGGUUCUUCAACAGAAUCUGAGCAGAAAACUGGUUCAUAUGCUCUCUGGAUUGCUCUUUCUCGCUUCCUGGCCAAUUUUCAGCAACUCUACAGGGGCACGCUACUUUGCUGCCUUUGUUCCUCUGGUGAAUUGCUUGAGGCUUGUGGUGAAUGGUCUGUCAUUGACGUCCGAUGAAGAUCUGAUUAAGUCUGUGACAAGAAAAGGACAGCCGCAGGAAUUGCUGAGGGGUCCCUUGUAUUAUGUUUUGAUGCUGAUGUUAUGCACUCACUUUUGGCGAGAUUCCCCAGUCGGGGUAAUCUCCUUGGCAAUGAUGUGUGGAGGAGAUGGUGUAGCUGAUAUUAUUGGCAGAAGAUUUGGAAAUGUGAAGAUUCCUUACAACAAGAAAAAGAGUUUCGCUGGUAGCAUAUCCAUGCUUGUUGUUGGAUCACUCAUUUCAAUUGGGAUGCUGUACUACUAUUCAGUGUUGGGAUAUAUGCUGGAUUGGGGACGCACAAUGCAGAUGGUAGCUUUGGUUUCUUUGGUGGCAACAGUGGUGGAAUCCCUUCCCAUUUCAGAUGUUGUUGAUGACCACAUCUCUGUUCCUCUUGCAACCAUGGCUAUGGCUUCUUUCACGUUUCAUGCUUAGAUUUUCAAAUUCAGAUCCUUUCAAGCAUCUCUGAAGAGGAAAUAAAGAGAGGUGAGCUCCCCUUCCAUAAGACUCAAACACGUGGGCGUGGGGACCACUUGUUUCUGUUUUUUUUUUUUUUUGCCUCCCUUUAGUUCAACUUCAGAGAAUCUGGGCUCUGGCUUUUCGAUGCCUGUUGCUAUUAGCCCCAUCUACAUCGAAUAUUGAAUGUAUCAAUUGAAUAAAGAAAGAAAGUGUUCCCAAGAGUA
Molecule: messenger RNA, 1571 nt
Organism: Prosopis cineraria
Lineage: Eukaryota; Viridiplantae; Streptophyta; Magnoliopsida; Fabales; Fabaceae
Product: probable phytol kinase 1, chloroplastic
Biological process (GO): vitamin E biosynthetic process
Cellular component (GO): chloroplast
Molecular function (GO): phytol kinase activity
Source: RefSeq, a predicted model, not a curated record